Messenger RNA from Echinococcus granulosus, 1038 nucleotides. RefSeq names its product Annexin A7. NCBI's taxonomy places the organism in Eukaryota, Metazoa, Platyhelminthes, Cestoda, Cyclophyllidea, Taeniidae. Bases 1 to 1038 code for a protein of 345 amino acids. Gene Ontology annotation, cellular component: cytoplasm. The record is from RefSeq and is a predicted model, not a curated record. The transcript has 9 exons. Gene Ontology annotation, molecular function: calcium ion binding; calcium-dependent phospholipid binding.
AUGGAUACGAUCUCUAAAACCAUUGGUUUUGCUAUUGCAUACAACAAAGGUGGUUCUUGCGGUCGCCUGCAUGACCAAACAAUGAAUGGGCGUCCAACUAUCCGUCCCUUCACUCCCUUUAAUCCUGACAAGGACUCGGAAGAGUUGCGUCAGGCCAUGAAAGGAAUUGGAACUGAUGAGGCAAAAAUAAUAAAGGUUCUCGCAAACAGAUCGGCAUCUCAGCGUAAGGCCAUUGCAAGCCGCUACUUGGCACUAUAUGGAAAGCACCUGGAAAAGGAUCUCAAAAGCGAGCUGAAGGGCAAUUUUGAGGACGUGGUGCUCGCAUCACUCCAGGAGGUGGCGGAGAUGAAGGCAUGCGCUCUACGUAAGGCUAUGAAAGGUGCGGGUACGACGGAGCGCGUGCUCAUCCAGGUCAUCGCCGUUGCCUCCAACGCAGAGGUGCAGCAUAUCAAACAGGCCUAUCAAACCAUUACAGAACGCGAUCUAGAAAAGGAUAUAGUCAGUGAGACUAGUGGAGACUUUCGGCGAAUUUUGGUGGCGAUGCUGCAAGCUCAACGCGAUGAAAAUCCUCACGUUAAUCAAGCGCAGGUCGAAGUUGACGUUGAUACGUUAUACGAAUGUGGAGAGGGGAGGAUUGGAACCGAAGAAUCCCGAUUCACUCAAAUCUUCGCUCAAAGGAGUUUUCCACAUAUCAAAGAAAUCAUAAGAACUUAUACAAAUACGUAUAAGAAAACACUUAUUGAAGCCAUCAAAAGUGAAACCUCCGGCAACUAUUGUGAGACACUGAUAACUAUUGCUUCGUAUGCGGAGGACCCAAUCGCACUGUUUGUUAAUUGGCUUCAAGAAUCAAUGGCUGGAAUGGGCACUCGUGAUGAUGAUCUUAUUCGUCUAAUUCUGUCCUGCGCCGAGACUAAUCUUGAAGAUAUCAAGGAGGCUUAUCAACGGAAAACGAAGAAGCUUCUGACAAACGCCAUUCAGAGUGAAACUUCGGGGGAUUACAAGCGUAUGCUGGUUGCAAUUGUAGAGGGGAAUGCAUAA